CUGGAAGUACCGCCCGUCUACUACUUGCGGAGGGCGUAUACCCCGACCUACCUGUGUGUGCCGCAUUCACAUAUAUAUCCCCAGGCACCCCCGAGCGAGGCGUCUUCCCAGCCUUAUUUUGACAGACAUCACAUUCCUCGAAAACCGACUUCGACUUCUCUGAAGGUCCCCUCAUUGAUAUUGUGUCAAUAUAUCUUCCAACAUACCACAUAUCCUCCACCAUGUCACCACAGAACUACUCUUACUCGACCGCGCCGGCGUCGAGGCAUAUCACUACCCACGGUACCAGCAGCGCUUUCAGCAGCUCCGCCAAUCCAGAUGAAGACUGGACCAAGAUCUCUGACCUCGCUGAACGGAGACGGAUCCAGAACCGCAUUGCCCAACGGAACUACCGUAAGAAGCUCAAGAGACGCCUCGAAGACCUCGAGAGACGGGCAGGGUCAGCAUCGGCUUCACCACCUCAGACGCAUGCAGAGAUCCAACCAACGAACCAGGUCAACAAAGAUGGCCAACAGUUCAAGAGCAGUCCAGAGAUCAGACAGCAACUCUCUCCCAGUUCACUACCAAGUCAAUACACACCUCCAAUGCAAAGCGAUGAUGAUGUGAUAUUUACCCACGGUUUUGAGCGUGACGGUUCCCGGACACCUCCUCUUUUCGCAUAUCACACAUACCCAGUUCCGGGGGAUGUCAUCUACUCCCCCUACGGUCAUUCACAACCGUACCGUCAAGUUUCCAGCAGUGGUGACUGGUCAAGAACGGACACAGAUUACCUUGCACCAGUUCCCGUCACCUUGCCUUCCAUGAUGCAAUUCCACGAUUCGAUUAAACGGGAACAUGAGGAUACCAUGAGCCCAUUCCAUAUGAGCUAUCAGGCAUUCCCUUCACUCGAUAUCCAUGGGCAACAGGUCUAUGACGACCCAAACCCUCAUACUCCUCCUCUUUCACAUUCAUACGACCAUUCAACAGCAUGUUCCGAGUCGGGAUAUCAAUAUCCUACCACGCCAUUAUCCAUGCCUCCUUCACCACGACUUAUGACACAGAUAUGAAUGGGAUGAAUGUAUGAAAACGGCAGGGCUGAUAUGGAAAAAAUGGGAAAACUAGGAGUUCGAAGCGCUCGACACUCACUCUAUGGUAGAGGGAUCUUUUUUUGGUAAUGGUUGACUAAAGUAGAGAAUGGGUAGCAUGGUAGUAUGGUGUUUUAUGUUCUUCAUUUCCUGGACACGAUGGACCGCUUCUUUUGUCUUCCACCUUGAGCCUUCUCAUCCAUUCCAGUAGUCGACAGUUGCGCCACAGCCGUGAUUCAGCCCCUUGGAUUCGCAGCCUUGCGUGGCCAGAAUAGUAAAAGGACA
This is a messenger RNA of Amorphotheca resinae ATCC 22711, 1349 nucleotides long. RefSeq lists its product as hypothetical. Gene Ontology annotation, biological process: regulation of DNA-templated transcription. Lineage: Eukaryota; Fungi; Ascomycota; Leotiomycetes; Helotiales; Amorphothecaceae. The transcript has 4 exons. The record is from RefSeq and is a predicted model, not a curated record. Bases 222 to 1046 code for a protein of 274 amino acids. Gene Ontology annotation, molecular function: DNA-binding transcription factor activity.